AUGUCACGUAACGCCCUCUCGGUUUCUGAUGUCGUUGCGAGAGAUGCUGCGACCUACAAAUCCUCUACGGUUUUUGAUCUUUUGUCUCUCAAGGGCAAGGUCACGGUAGUGACAGGCGCUGGGCGGGGAAUUGGGCUUGUGUUAGCGAGAACGGCAGCCGAAUUGGGCAGCAGCGUCGCACUGCUCGAUGUACUCCCGACGCCAGCUGAUGAUCCGUCAGAAUUGGAAAGAGAUUUCGAUAUACGGGCGAAAUAUUAUCGAGCCGAUGUAACCGAAUUUACUCAGCUGGCCGAGGUUUUUGACCAAGUGAAGCAUGAUUUUGGUCACAUUGACAACUGUAUCACCGCUGCUGGACUAGUCUUGGACAAGCCUUUUCUGGAUCAUGAGUGGGAGGAGAGUGCAAGGAUAAUGAACGUCAAUGUCUUGGGCAGCUUCUUUUCUGCACAACUCGCCGCCAAAGCCAUGGUGGAGCAUAAACGCGGCGGCAGCAUCGUAUUAAUCUGCUCAGGUGCCGCACAUGCCUCGACCCCGUCACGACGCAUGUCUAUCUACAGCGCCUCGAAGGGCGCGAUUUGGUCUUUGACGAAGAAUCUUGCCGUUGAGAUGGCUCCACUGAACAUCCGUGUUAACUGCGUAUCCCCUGGUUUCAUCGCGACGGAGAUGGUCUUGGACGCGGCAAGCAAAGACGAGAAGAUCUGGGAGCAGUUCAGGGACGGGCCCCCACUGAAACGGAUCGGACUCAGGAGUGAAAUCAAAGGCAGUGUAGGAUAUCUGCUAAGCGAGGCUGCUGCAUUUACCACGGGCACUGAUAUUCUUGUGGAUGGCGGUAUAACGUCUGGAAGGAUCUGA
This is a messenger RNA of Exophiala viscosa, 849 nucleotides long. RefSeq names its product short-chain dehydrogenase/reductase SDR. Bases 1 to 849 code for a protein of 282 amino acids. NCBI's taxonomy places the organism in Eukaryota, Fungi, Ascomycota, Eurotiomycetes, Chaetothyriales, Herpotrichiellaceae. The transcript has 5 exons. Gene Ontology annotation, molecular function: oxidoreductase activity, acting on NAD(P)H, oxygen as acceptor. Gene Ontology annotation, cellular component: intracellular anatomical structure. The record is from RefSeq and is a predicted model, not a curated record.